Anopheles coustani is the source of this 1758-nucleotide messenger RNA. RefSeq lists its product as uncharacterized. The transcript is spliced from 3 exons. Gene Ontology annotation, molecular function: DNA-binding transcription factor activity, RNA polymerase II-specific; RNA polymerase II cis-regulatory region sequence-specific DNA binding. Gene Ontology annotation, biological process: regulation of transcription by RNA polymerase II; anatomical structure morphogenesis; cell differentiation. Bases 1 to 1758 code for a protein of 585 amino acids. The record is from RefSeq and is a predicted model, not a curated record. NCBI's taxonomy places the organism in Eukaryota, Metazoa, Arthropoda, Insecta, Diptera, Culicidae.
AUGCUACCGUACAGUUCGUACGCGGCAGCGAUACAACAAAUUCAGAGCCUUAACCACGAGCUGGCAAUGUUCAACCACCACGGAGUCCGCUACGGACAGCACCCCGACCCGGGUGUGGCCACCCUGGGUGGUUCAUACUUUGGGCUGAACAACUGGUCGCUGCCGUUUUCGUUCCUGAAGUCCGUCCACCGGCCGGAAAAGCCACCCUUUUCCUACAUUGCGUUGAUUGCGAUGGCCAUCAGCAGUGCCCCGGACCAGCGGUUGACAUUGAGCGGUAUCUACAAGUACAUCAUGGAUAAUUUCCCGUACUACCGUGAAAACCGCCAGGGUUGGCAGAACUCCAUCCGCCACAACCUUUCGCUGAACGAUUGCUUCAUCAAGGUGCCGAGGGAUAAGGCGUCCGGAGCCAAGGGUGGGGGCGGUCAGCAAGCGGACGAUCCAUCGGGUGGAUCCGACGGUGUCGCAGGUGGGGCCGCCGGCAAAGGCAGCUACUGGAUGCUGGACCCGUCGGCGAACGAUAUGUUCGAGCAGGGCAAUUACCGCCGCCGGAGAACGCGCCGCCAGCGGAAUGCCAAAAUGAUCCUGAACGGCCACUUUCAGGGCUCGCCGUUUGCAUUAGCAUUUCCGCCGGCGGGACCUCCGGUGGAUUUUAUGGGCCCGUCGUCAUCCGUCGUGCACCUGCAGCAGGAGAGCAUCGGGUCGAGGGAACACCGGCACGACGCCUCCGAUCUCCAUCAUCUGAUAGUGCGCAAUGAUUUGAUCCAGCAGGUCGACCUGGCGGAUCCGGCGUCGGUGCUGCUCGGCGCCGCCGGGUGCUACCAUCCGGCCUUUGGCCACGGACCAUCGUCUACGUCGGCGGCAUUGCUGCGGCGUUGCUCCGGGAUGCCGCCUCCGUCAUCGCCGGAUGGUUCGUCCACCGCUUCAGCCGGGCUUUCAUUAGCGGGAACUGCCGGCGAUAACGGAAGUGUGCACGGUGAAGACCAAUUGGGUAGGGGAUGGAUGCAGGAAUCCGAUUUUGAAACUUCUUCUUCAGCCGCAGACGCUGUGGGGAAUCGAAGGACGAGAUCCCCUGAAGAAACGGACAUUCAAGGAGUCAGUGAAGAUUUGAACUGUAUUCUGGAGGAAGCCGAUUUUGGACAACCACGCAGGGAGAGUCUCUCCAAUGGUGUCGCAAUGGACGAUGGUGAGGCGCAGCGAGCAGUAAAUAGUGAAAAUGCACAUACUUCAAGACAUCGACGCAAGCGUUCCCCAAAAAGUGUUAAUUACUGGAGUCAAUCAACGCCCAACUUCGGCUCAAAUCAGCUGGAUGCGUUUUUACUGAACGAACUUAGUAGCCUGAGAGUGAAAGGCUGCGAUGUAGCUACAUCCUUGUACGCCAUCCCUGAAGGUCGAUCAAGUUCCGACCGUUCCGGACCUUUUACAGCCGCACACUCGGCGUUAGGAUUUACAACCCACGAGUUGCAAGGAACUCCACCGUUGAAGCCCACCUUCCCGAAACAAACCAUCGGUGUGGAGUCGAGGACAUCCUCGGCGACACCUUCCUCGGCGACAUUGGCGUCUCUCGAGCGGCUGGUGACAGGUACCGGGAAUGAUGCGAAUGUAAACAGCCCCCCAACGGCAGCAGGCAACGGAUGUCCGCUCGGUACGGAUAGUCCAAAAGCGUCCACCAUCCCGACCGAUUGCUGCGGAAAGGGGACGAAGGUUGGCGGUUUAAAGUCGAGCAACUUCACCAUCGAAAGUAUCAUGCGGCGGGACUAG